ACAACCUUUGCGGUACGGGACUUGCACGUUGCGAUGUUGUCAUCAACAAACGGAGAUGAGUAUGAUUUCGACUCUUCAGAUGAAGAAGACGUGAGAAAUACCGUUGGAAACAUACCAUUACAAUGGUAUGAUUCCCUAGCGCACAUUGGUUAUGAUACCUCUGGAAGACCUAUAAUGAAACCAGAUAUUUGUAAUGGAAAACCUGAUGCUAUUGACGAAUUUUUACGUAACACAAAUAUCGAAGAUGGGGGAUCAAGUAUAGAGUGGCGUUGUAUACGUGACCCACAGACUGGCCAGCUAGUGUUGUUAAGUGAUGGUGAUUUGGAGAUUGUCAACAAGGCUAUGAAGGGUGAGGGUAUUACUGCUGAUUCGAAAGAAGGAUCUUUUGAGACGUGGGAAGAGUGGUUCACCAAGGAUGUUAUGCAAAUGCCACUUACUGCCCAUCCCCCUCAGAAAAGAAGUUUCAUCCCAUCCCUGCUAGAUAAAAGACGAGUUGGUAGAAUGGUUCAUGCUAUUAAAAGUGGUUGGCUUGUUCCAAAGUUACCAUCUUGGGCAUUAAGCGACCGAGAUAAUCUAGAUGAACUCCGGAGAUACGGUGCAUAUAUGGCUUCUGGAAAUCCGGAUGUUCUGGAUGCAGAUUACGAUGAAGAACCGUUGAGUUUUAGUGCAUUUGAUGUAUCGACAUAUGUAUUUCCUGAUGUCUGGAAUAAUCAAGAUAAUGAAAAUGACCUUGUGAAUAGUACGACAUCUUCAUGGCAGUCAAAAUUGCCAAUGCUUGCUUCUGAUUACCGGCCACCACGUCCACGUCCUUACCAAAAAGCUCCUGAAGAGCCUUUACCUGGACAUAUAGCCUCCUAUAACCCGCCUCCAGAAUUUUUACUUUCUAAAGACGAAGAAAAGAAAGUUAUGAAGGCUUGGCGGGAACGUGUACGUGAUGGGCACGUUUCACGUGUUCCACCACAAAUGCCUCGAAAAUUUUCAUGUUUAAGGCAUGUCCCAUUUUCCGAACGUUAUUUGCAUGAACGUGAAGAGCGUGUUAAAGAUUUGAUCAUGGCUACGCGUUUUGAAAAACAGCGUGUUGCAACUACUCCAGAAGCUAUGUUGCCACCCAUUCCAAGUCUUUCACAAUUGAGACCUUAUCCGAGUCAUAUGGGAUUACAAUACAAUGGUCAUUCAGGCCGUGUAACCUCGUUAUCAGUUUCUCCGUGUGGACAAUGGCUUGCUAGUAUUUCCCCAUCUGAUGGUUAUUUACGCAUAUGGGAAACUUCUACAAACUAUUGUUUCCGCGUAUAUCGUCUUUGUAAUCCAUGUGCAAAAGAAAAAGUUAAAUUAAAACAAUAUAACAAAACAGGAGAGGUAAAUCAUGAAGAUUUACAAUUGAAUAGUAAUAAUGAUAAUGAUGAAGAGGAAUUAAAUCAUCAGCCGAGUGACGAUGAAGAAAACUGGUCUCCAUCUUCUCCUUCCGCUAGUGUCUCAUGGAAUCCUAAUCCGGAAUUACAUCUUUUAGCUGCAGCUAUUGGCACUCAACUAUUCAUCAUUAAUCCAGCUUUAGGAGAUCGUGUUCGUGUGUCACACACUGAAACAAGUCUUUUAAAGUGGUGGUCAGAUAUGAAUGACAAUGUAGCCAAUAUAUCUGUCCAGAUACCAGAUGACAAGUCUGAAGAUAUUGAUGAUACCGCUGAAACUAUUCCAAGCAAACAGCUACGAUUGGAUAAUCAAAUGACUAUCGAUGAUGAACAAUCAGAAAUUGAAAUGAAAACAAUGGCUAAAUGGACUAUUAAAAUACCACCACAGACAGUGAAUAAGGUGGCUAAAUCCAAAACAUUUGAACGUCAUCGGAUUAUCAUCACUGUGACUGAUCCUAUAAUUAGUUUAGAUUGGCAUCCAAAAGGUGAUUAUCUACUUACUUUAUCUCGUCCAAUUUUGUCUGCACAUGUUCGUUCACGAUCAGCUAAACGAUUAUUACUUCAUCGUUUAUCGAAAAUGUCUAGUCAAGCUCCAUUCUCUGAUACUGGUAAGCCAGUAGAAUGGAAACAAGCUGGAUUUCAUCCAACUGGCAAACCUCAUUUAUUUGUUGCUAGUCCACGUGCAGUACGUAUAUAUGAUUUAGUGGAACAAAAAGAAUUACGUUGUUUACGAUUGGAAAGUUCAUCGAAUAUCAUCAGUUGCAUGGCACUUCAUCCAUCAGGUUAUUUAUCAUUUAACAAUGUUACUUUUUAUUUUAUCGGUUUUAUCAUUUUUUAAAAUAAUUAUCUGUUAAGUCGGCUUCCAGCGAAUCAAACAGAGCCUCCAGAGGCUCAAAAAGAGCCCCAACCAACCAGAGUACGACAGAACAUUCUGGAGUUCCAACGUGGCAUGCUACCAUUGGUCAGUAGCAAUUUAUGUCGUUAAUUGGAUUGGCUGAAUUAGGAUGUUGAUUUAACUUAAGCAAACAUCUAUAAAUACCUACGAUUUUCUGUACAAAGAUGAUCCUUGCAGUAAAGGUUUUUUCUGAUACCCAUGUCUUCUCUCUGGUCUUCAAGUUGCUGAAUAGUGCUAGUCCUGGUGUUAUCGGGAUAGCUUAGGAUCCGAAUAAAGCGUUCAACCUACAAGACAUAUCAUUAUCAAUCAUUAUAUUCGUGAAUGAGCUUGGAUAUUGCUCAGGCACCCAGAAACAAGCGAUUUUCUUGUAGAUUUACUCUCUGAAUCUUUGGUCUAGAGGUCUAACCCACAAAACAAUGGGCAACGUUAGAUGUAGUCUUUUGGUAACUACUGAUGUCCAAAAUGGGUGCAUACACUAUUCGUUCCCACAUGACCUUGGGGUCUAUGAACACCAUUGAUUUAUAAUCAAUGUUUCUCAACUUUUAAGUAAACCACCCGUGUCCAUUAACCCGGUCCAAGAUCCGGGCAUUUGCUUUUCGUCCACAGACUACAAGCAUGCCUCGCUUGACGCGUGUUAACUUACACAACACCUAGAUUUACGGUUCCCUUCUAUCUAUCUUCAACUGUCUGACAACUGAAACACGACUUCUAAAAAAACAGCAGUUGCUUGAUUCCUACGCUAUAGCUAUGUUUAAUCCUUAUUCAACGUUAUUGUAACCUCCAUACAUGCUGAAUUACUUUUUUUGUACUUAUAGGAGAUCAUUUAGUUGUUGGUAGUUAUGACAGUCGUUUCAAUUGGUUCGAUAUCGAAUUGGGUAAUGUUCCAUUCAAAAAGUUACAGUGAGUUUAUUUAUUGAUUUAAUCAAGUAUAGAUUUUAUUUUAAAUUUAUUCCUUCACCAGGUAAACUUAGAUUUGAGUCAUGUCUCAAUUAUGGGGAUCAGUGAUACUACCCAUCUGUUCAAAUUAAAUUACCUAGAUCUGAGUUCCAACCAGGAUCUUAAAGUCAAAAACCUUAACCACUAAACCAUCGUUCCACAACUUAAGAAUGUUAUGUAUAUCAUUACCAAUUCCUUAAUCAGUCGUUGUGAGGGAAUCUAUUUUUGGGUAUAUGUUGAACGGUUUCUAAAAUUUAGAACAUUCCUUAAAAUAUUCAGUAUUGUCUGUUUGAAUCUUCCCAUCGAUUUGUUAGGACUGCAACUGGUCAGUCUCUCUCCUUAAAAUAAUAGAACUCAACUGUACAAUACGGAUAUAUGUCUUCAUCUUUAAAUCAAAUUUCUUAUUUAGGUUACUGAUACUAUUAGUAGUUAGUAAUGAGCUGUUGAACGUACAACUGAAUGGUUUUAAGUUGAGUAAAUUUAAAAACAGACCAUCACUCCUAAUUUUUUUACGUUCAUUCCUAAUGUCAACAAACGAUGCUUUUGUGAAACCAUGCAUAAAAUGCAUUUAAAUAUUUUAAGUCGUUGCUUAGGCUGUCACCAUUAAUUAAACGCUGGUCUACACUGGAUUUUAGUAUUACAUACAUAGUGUUAUUACUGAUUAGAAAUAAUUUUUAUAAGAUAUCAAAAAUAAAAUCGAAUACUGAUGUUACCAUGAUAAUACGGAUGAAUCUUCCCGUCAUUGACUAUUAUAAAUAAUCAAUGUAAAUAAAUCUCUCUGAUUUUAAACUUGAAAAUGAUGCUGAUUGAUCACUACACUAGGUGGUUUUAUGCAGAUUGUGAGAUUCUCAUGGUUUGAAUCACUAAAUUAUCUUAGCUAUUUGACCAUUGAAAAAUUGGAAGUACUAGACGGUCAUUUCAUCCUUGUAUUGGACUACUUAGCAAUACGCGUUCACGACCCUACAAUGGGAAAUCAGACCCCAAACUCUUGGUUUCGUGUGCGAACACUUGACUUCUAAACCAUCAAGCCAGCGGUGUAUAUGCCUAACUUCAAUCAAUUCACGACAUUUCACAACCCUCAUAUAUUGCCUAAGAUAGAUUACUGUUAUGUACUCAACAUUGUUGAACUCCACUGGCCACAGCUUUCAACUUAUAACUUCAGGGAUUCCAUCUUAAUGAUUAAUUUUUUGUUUGUCAUGGAGUCGGAAUAUCAUGAUGUGCUCUAAAUUAUCAACACAACCCAUAUCAUUAUUGAGUAGGCCUUAUAUUACCCGGUUGUUGAUAUCAUUGUCUAAAUCUCGGCUACUCCUUCCGCCACAAUCAUUUCAACUUUUUAUCGUAUGUGUGUACAAGUAGGAUUUUGCGUAAUUUAUUCACUGGCCUAUUAGAAAACGCCGUUUUUCCUCCUCAAUCUAAAUACUAUUCAUGUUAAGGUAACAAAUUCUACGUCCAUCACACAUGUAGCACAUUACGAUUAAACAUUAAGGUAUACAGUUAUUUUUAAUAUAUAGUCGGUUACUCGUCCCGUAUAAAUCUAAGUCUAAAUUGAAGCAAGAAAUCUCCUAUCGCUCACAUGUUCAAUAACUAAAUCUAUCCUACUGUAAACGUCAUAUUUAUCCCGUAGUAUUUGUUAUCGCCAACUGGAUGUUCUAAACCUUCACAUUAGAUGUUGCGCGAUUCGCAUACGGGCAUUCACUGCAUAUUACUUUAAUAUAGAUAUCGUUGUUUUUCACUUAUAAUAGAUUUCUCGAACCAAUAAAUUGUUUUUUAGGCUCAAUCAUGGCGCUGUUAGACAGUUAGCAGUCCAUAACCGUCGUCCAUUAGUUUCUGUAGCAUUGAGUGAUGGUACUAUUCUCAUAAUUCAUGGAAAAGUAAUCGAUGAUUUAUUAUCAAAACCAGUUGUUAUACCAGUUCAAUUAAUUCGUACUGGACAACCAGCAACUCAUUCGAAUGUAUUUUCUACUGUGUUUCAUCCACGUCAACCACAUGUGUACAGUGGUGGAGAAGAUGGCAGUGUUAAACAAUUUGUUGCAUGGAAAUAACACUUUGAUUGAUUGAAUCUAUUAGGAUGAGUUACUUUGUAUUCUCAUAGUUCGAAUCUGUAAUUUUUUUUCUUAUUCUUGUAUAUAUUAUGUAUAAAUAGAGAUAUGUAAAAACAGAAGUGUGGAUAAACACUUGGUUUUAAAGUGAAUGGAAAUAAAACAGUACUGACAU
Messenger RNA from Schistosoma rodhaini, 5451 nucleotides. The record is from the annotation of a GenBank genome assembly. NCBI's taxonomy places the organism in Eukaryota, Metazoa, Platyhelminthes, Trematoda, Strigeidida, Schistosomatidae.